CCCUGUCCUGACCUCCCUCUCUCCCAACCGGCGUCUGAACUCCCACUGAAGUACCACAUUUCCUCAUUUUGUCCCGCGAGCCGCACUACUCCGUCUCAGGGAGUGGACUUCGGGGUUGAGCGAGCAUGCCUGCGGUGUCUAAAGGCGACGGGAUGCGUGGCCUGGCCGUGUUCAUCUCUGACAUCAGGAACUGUAAAAGUAAAGAGGCAGAGAUUAAGAGGAUUAAUAAAGAGCUGGCUAAUAUUCGAUCCAAAUUCAAAGGUGACAAGGCUCUUGAUGGCUACAGCAAAAAGAAGUACAUCUGCAAGCUCCUCUUCAUCUUUCUCCUCGGUCAUGACAUUGACUUUGGACACAUGGAGGCUGUCAACCUCCUCAGCUCAAACAAGUACACAGAAAAACAGAUUGGCUACCUCUUCAUCUCGGUGCUGGUCAACUCCAACAGCGACCUGAUCCGUCUGAUUAACAACGGCAUCAAGAACGACCUGGGCAGCCGCAACCCCACCUUCAUGAACCUGGCUCUGCACUGCAUUGCUAAUGUGGGCAGCAGAGAAAUGGCGGAAGCCUUUGCCAUAGAUAUACCUCGCAUCUUGGUGGCUGGAGACACCAUGGACAGUGUGAAGCAGAGCGCAGCCUUAUGUCUUCUCCGUCUUAAUCGCACCUCCCCCGACCUGGUGCCUAUGGGGGAGUGGACGGCCCGAGUGGUCCACCUGCUGAAUGAUCAGCACCUUGGAGUGGUUACAGCAGCUGCUAGUCUCAUCACCACAUUGGCGCAGAAGAAUCCUGAUGAUUUCAAGACCUCUGUAGCCCUCGCUGUGGCCAGACUCAGCAGGAUCGUAACGUCAGCAUCCAUAGACCUCCAGGACUACACCUACUACUUUGUCGCUGCCCCCUGGCUGUCAGUGAAGUUACUGCGCCUGCUGCAGUGUUACCCUCCCCCUGAGGAUGCCGCCCUCCGAAGUCGACUGACUGAAUGUCUAGAGACCAUCCUGAAUAAAGCUCAAGAGCCGCCCAAGUCCAAGAAGGUUCAGCACUCCAAUGCAAAGAAUGCUGUCCUCUUCGAAGCCAUUUCUCUCAUCAUCCACCAUGACAGUGAGCCCACUCUUUUGGUUCGAGCGUGCAACCAACUGGGACAGUUUCUGCAGCACAGGGAAACCAACCUGAGGUAUUUGGCCCUGGAGAGCAUGUGCACGCUGGCCAGCUCUGAGUUCUCUCACGAGGCAGUGAAGACCCACAUAGAGACGGUGAUUAAUGCUCUGAAGACAGAACGGGACGUAAGCGUCCGCCAGCGUGCCGUGGAUCUCCUCUACGCCAUGUGUGACCGCAGCAAUGCCAAGCAGAUCGUGGCGGAGAUGCUCAGCUACUUGGAGAACGCAGACUAUUCCAUCAGAGAGGAGAUAGUCCUUAAAGUUGCAAUUCUGGCUGAGAAGUACGCUGUUGACUACACCUGGUACGUGGAUACCAUCCUCAAUCUCAUCCGCAUCGCUGGGGACUAUGUCAGUGAGGAGGUUUGGUACCGUGUCAUCCAGAUUGUCAUAAACAGGGAUGAUGUCCAAGGUUAUGCUGCCAAGACUGUAUUUGAGGCACUUCAGGCUCCCGCCUGUCACGAGAAUCUGGUCAAAGUGGGAGGAUACAUCCUGGGAGAGUUUGGAAACCUGAUCGCCGGGGACUCGCGUUCAAGCCCACUGGUCCAGUUCAACCUUCUCCACUACAAGUUCCAUCUUUGCUCGGUGCCCACUCGAGCACUCUUGCUUUCGGCCUACAUCAAGUUCAUCAACUUGUUUCCUGAGGUCAAGGUCACCAUCCAGGACGUCCUGCGCUCCGACAGCCAGCUACGGAACGCUGACGUGGAGCUCCAGCAGAGGGCCGUCGAGUACUUGAGGCUCAGCUCCAUCGCUACCACAGACAUCCUGGCCACCGUUUUAGAGGAGAUGCCUCCCUUCCCGGAAAGAGAGUCUUCGAUUCUUGCGAAGCUGAAGAAGAAGAAGGGUCCUGGAAACCUCCCUGACAUUGAUGACAACAGGCGCAACAUGAACGGCAGCGCAGAGACCACAGAGAGCAGUGAAGCUGCUCCUGUAGUUGCUCCUCAGUUCUCUCCUUCAUUGAUGACAGACAUUUCCACCAACAGACCCCGCCCUGCCUCCUCUAGCUCCUUCAUGUACUCCCCUCGGACUCUGAACACCUCUCAGCCCUUCACUGACUUGCUGAAUCUCAACUCUCCUCCUGCGACGGGAGCCAGUCUGCUUGUCGAUGUCUUCUCGGAUAGCUUUACUACUGCAGCCGCCGAGGUCUCAGAGGAAAGUUUCACAAGGUUCAUUUGUAAGAACAACGGUGUCCUGUAUGAGAACCAGCUCCUGCAGAUUGGCCUCAAGUCCGAGUACCGGCAGAACCUGGGCCGCAUGUACAUCUUCAUCGGCAACAAAACCGCCGCCCAGUUCCUCAGCUUCUCCUCCUCGGUGGCCAGUAGCGAGACUCUCCAGACUCAGCUGAACGUCCACGCCAAGCCAGUGGAUCCACUCAUAGAAGCUGGAGCUCAGGUCCAGCAGAUCCUCAACAUCGAGUGUGUGUCCGACUUCGCUGACGCACCCGUGCUCAACAUCCAGUUCAGGUACGGUGGCGCCCUCCAGAGCAUCGCUGUCAAACUGCCCGUGAUGCUGAAUAAGUUCUUUCAGCCCACGGAGAUGAUGUCACAGGACUUCUUCCAGCGCUGGAAACAGCUUGGAGCUCCACAGCAGGAGGUUCAGAAGAUCUUCAAAGCCAAACACCCCAUGGACACGGAAGCCACCAAGACUAAGAUUUUGGGCUUUGGAGUGGCUCUGCUCAACGGUGUCGAUCCCAACCCUGUGAACUUUGUGGGAGCUGGUGUCAUCCACACGAAAAGCACUCAGGUGGGCUGUCUGCUCAGACUGGAGCCCAACACUCAAGCGCAGAUGUACCGCCUGACCCUGCGGACCAGCCGGGACUCCGUGUCUCAAAGACUGUGCGACCUGCUCUGCCAGCAGUUCUAGACGUGGACCCGGCAGCGCCUUCACUCUCCUUUUCUCACUUUAGGUCAAUGAUUUGUACAGUGUAAAUUCUUUUUUUUUUGUUUUAAAUUUGAUCCUCUGCACAUGUAAAUGAAAUGUAUUUUGGUCACAGCUUUACCUUCGGUUACUGCUUUAAACCUGCACUGUACGUGUCCGUUUGACCUGCCGUGGAUUUUCAUGACAACGACCAGGCUGUGGCUGGAUUCCAGCUCAGAAAGUUACGUUUCUUACUCCAUAUUUUAAGAAGUAUUCUACUCAGUGUUGCACUCAGGAAAAGACCCUUUAAAACAACAGGUAGCUAGCAAGGUUGUUCAGAAGAAGCCGACAAAAUUCUAUUCUUCUAUGACCCUUCUGUGCCUUGAAGCUGUUGCCACUGUCAAGUACCAGUCGGUCGACUGGACAUUUUACCUGAACACUUUUAUAAACGUAUUCUUUUCCCUUU
Molecule: messenger RNA, 3465 nt
Organism: Synchiropus splendidus (mandarinfish)
Lineage: Eukaryota; Metazoa; Chordata; Actinopteri; Syngnathiformes; Callionymidae
Product: AP-2 complex subunit alpha-2
Exons: 23
Coding region: 126-3005 (959 amino acids)
Biological process (GO): clathrin-dependent endocytosis; intracellular protein transport
Cellular component (GO): AP-2 adaptor complex; membrane coat
Molecular function (GO): clathrin-cargo adaptor activity
Source: RefSeq, a predicted model, not a curated record